This is a messenger RNA of Trypanosoma theileri, 1524 nucleotides long. RefSeq lists its product as uncharacterized. The transcript has a single exon. The record is from RefSeq and is a predicted model, not a curated record. The coding region runs from base 1 to 1524 and encodes 507 amino acids. NCBI's taxonomy places the organism in Eukaryota, Euglenozoa, Kinetoplastea, Trypanosomatida, Trypanosomatidae.
AUGGUAGUACAGCUACAUUCCUUCACCAUUGUCUUUGUAGUCAGCCUCAGCUUCUUGCUGUUUGCAUCAAAGACAUGUAUGCGAUGUGAUGAUGUCUUUAUGGGAGAACAAAACAGAGAAUUUGGGGUACUGCAGAAUGGUGAUCCUGCACUCCUGAGUAUUGUUUUAGAAGGUAAAUCUAUUUACGAGGGAGAUCAAUGUCAAAAUGGCUGUCCUGAGAACCACAAUAAUAAUAACAACCAUAAAGGGGAUAGAAACGUGGCUAGCACUGCUGCAUCAACUACUUCUGCCAGUGAGAGAUCGAAAAGUGAUAAUAGCGUUAAUAACAAAAAACAAAACAAGUCUAAUGGAGUGUUAGCAGUGACUGUGAUUGGAUCACCAUCUCUUCCUAAUGGUACUCUUACAAAUGCAUUUAAGGAACGACUUUUACACGGUCUUCGCACAGCUCUUUUGACUGGAUCCCCGUGGUUAGUCAUUCCAUGCAAAGAUGAGGAACGUAACCACGUUGAGGAGUUCUUUACACAACUACUAAACCCCAGUGAAGUACUCUUCCCAGAAUAUUUACUCUCUCUAUUACCACCGGCAGUGCAACCGCUUGCACGGCAAUUACGAGAUUCGAUGGCGUUUGAGAUGUCACUGUUGCAAUGGCUGCGGCGCGGUCGUGUGGUACGACGUCUUGAAUACUCCAUCAACGGUGAUGAAACAGUAAUGAAGAGAGAAAAAAAACAUGAAGAAGAAGAAAAUACCAUGAUUAUGUCAAUGAAACAGAGGGAAACUCUUGGAAAUAAAGUGAUAGAAGAUACAGCAUCUCCACGUAUGAUGCGUUAUGGAGCCUCCACAUGGAUAAUUCCUGCCAUUGUAUGGGACGACAAUAACAAUAAUAACAACGAAAAUGAAGAGAUGGAAACUAAUGCUGAAGUAGAGCGGGCUGCGGAAUUAUUGCAGCAACGCAUUCUGCACGCACGGGCCUAUGAUGAAAGAGUGCAGGAAGGACUGCAGUCGACGGAGAAUCUGCAUUGGUUGAAGAAGGAGUGUUUUGAUAUCGUUGUGGUAAGUGGUAUGUACAACGAAGUCUACGCGAAGGCUCUCUUUGCGAAGGCGUUACGUCGUUUGUGGACACUGCCGUAUGCACCGAAUAUAUCACGAUCACCGCAUAGUUAUCACUAUCACCAGAAACAAUAUAGACAACAUGAACCAUUAGCGUUUCUAGCAGAAUGUGUACGUGUGCGUGUGACAUCAGCGGAUGAUCCCAUGCCUGAUUGGAUAAUCCCUACGCCGCUACUAGUGAGUGGACCAUCACCAUCAAGCUUUGGUGCUUACGCUGGUUCACUGGCACGUUUUUUUGGAACCUACAGCCACGCCAUUUACGUAAACUACAAACGUUGGUACAAUUGUCUUCAUGCAAGUUUGGUUUCAUAUGGGGUACUAAGCUUUCUUAAUGAAGUAUGCAUUCUUACCGGUGCAGUUCUCAGUGGGACACUUUCACUUCAGGAGAUUACACGUGCUGCUUUUAUCAGAGGUUAA